UUCAUUACUAACAUCUUUCAAUGAGUUGCAAUAAAAAUGCUUUUAAAAAGUAUAUUCCAAAUCUUAAAUGUAGUUUGUUUUGUACAAUGCUCUCUAUUUGGGGAGUUAUUUUCUUAGUUAUACUUUGUAUUUUUGCUGAUAGUUAUACUGUAAAAAAAGGAAAGAUGUUAAAAGAUGAUUUUGAUUUCCCUCUUUUAAGAAUCAAUCUUGGUGUAGCUGCUGGAUUGUAUGGGCUUUUUGUGAUUGGCUGUGGAAUAUGGUCUGUUAUUCUUAUUAUAAAACAAGUUCACUCAGGAAAUAAAGUAGAGUAUUAUUAAAUGAAAUUUUAAAA
This is a messenger RNA of Entamoeba nuttalli P19, 331 nucleotides long. RefSeq lists its product as hypothetical. NCBI's taxonomy places the organism in Eukaryota, Evosea, Mastigamoebida, Endamoebidae. The coding region runs from base 21 to 317 and encodes 98 amino acids. The record is from RefSeq and is a predicted model, not a curated record. The transcript has 2 exons.